Messenger RNA from Salvelinus fontinalis (brook trout), 1937 nucleotides. Its product is annotated as chemokine XC receptor 1-like. Lineage: Eukaryota; Metazoa; Chordata; Actinopteri; Salmoniformes; Salmonidae. The record is from RefSeq and is a predicted model, not a curated record. Gene Ontology annotation, biological process: G protein-coupled receptor signaling pathway; immune response; chemotaxis. Bases 551 to 1564 code for a protein of 337 amino acids. The transcript is spliced from 2 exons. Gene Ontology annotation, molecular function: chemokine receptor activity. Gene Ontology annotation, cellular component: membrane.
AGUCAUAUAGGCAGGAUUUGUAAGAAAAUAAAUAAGCUUUAGUGAAUAAGAAAAAGAAAAUAAGAACAAGAAAAAAGUGUUUUAUGUUAAAAGAGAAUUAAAAAGGAAAAGUUUGUUUUAUAAAACAUUAAAAGCAGAUAGCCUAUUUAUACAAUUGAAACAUGCUACACGAUACAGUACACAUAUUUCAACUAGAUAUUAUAUUUGUGCAGCUAGCCUACUGCACUUCUUUUGAUGGCACAGUUACUUUAUCGGUUGGUUGUAAACCUGAUGAGCUAAACCACAGAUGAAAAAUAUUUUUGUUUUUCAUGUACUGUACGCCUACGUAGAAUGGAAAUACCUUCGGCAGUGCAAUUAUGACUGUAGGAUAUUUCAUGUUUGCCCUCUAAAAAGGUUACACCGGAAACAAACUGUAGGAGGAAUAGAAACCUGAUGCUUUUGUUACCUUAGCUACAUCACACCUCAACAGUCCUCGUAUCAUUGUGUACAUGGGAACGGGAGGGCAUCAAGCUAAACUGAAAGGACAGGCACAACGGCUUCCAACUUGACCAUGGAAUAUUACGAAAAAAACAUCACUUAUGAUGACGAUUAUAUAGACGAGGUCUGUAACAAGGAACGUGUUGUCAAGUUUGGCUCAAUCGCCACCCCUGCCUUCUUCUCUGUGGUGACCAUCCUGAGUCUAGCAGGCAACAUCCUGGUCCUGGUCAUCCUGGCCAAGUACGAGAACCUCAAGUCUCUCACCAACAUCUUCAUUCUCAACUUGGCCCUAUCUGACCUGGUGUUCACCUUUGGUCUGCCCUUCUGGGCAGCCUACCACAUCUGGGGCUGGACCUUUGGCUGGUUCCUCUGCAAGACCGUCACCUUUGUCUUCUACGCAGGCUUCUACAGCAGCGUUUUGUUCCUGACCAUCAUGACGAUCCACCGCUACCUGGCAGUGGUGCAUCCUCUGUCCGACCACGGCUCCCAGAAGGGCUGCUACGGGGUCACCGUCUCGCUCAUCAUCUGGGCGAUCAGUUUUGGUUCGGCCGUCCCCGCUUUGAUUUUCAGCUCUGUCCAAGAGAAUCCCCACAAAGAAGACAAACAUUUGCAUUGUGAAUACAGCGUUCCACUGUGGAAGAAAGUGAGCACAUGCCAACAGAACGUCUUCUUCUUGGCUGCUUUUGCAAUUAUGGGUUUCUGCUACGUGAGGAUAUUGAGGACAAUCUUCAAGUCAAGGUCACACACGAGGAAUCGAACCAUGAACCUGAUCUUCAGUAUAGUGGCAGUAUUUUUCCUUGGCUGGGCGCCUUACAAUGUGGUGAUCUUUCUGAGGUUGUUAACUGACAACUCCGUAGCACCUUUCACCGAUUGUGAGGUCAGCAUGAAGCUCGACUAUGGGUUCUACGUGUGUCGACUCAUUGCUUUCUCCCACUGCUGUCUCAACCCUGUCUUCUACGCAUUUGUUGGGAUCAAGUUCAGAAAUCACUUGAAGGUUGUUCUGCAGAAACUUUGCUGGCGCCAAAGCACCAUAGAUUCACAACAGAUUAGAGCGACUAAUGUUCCCUCAAGGGAAUCAAUGUAUUAGUCUGGCUCUUGAAGUGUCAGAGCACCAUGGACUGAGCAGACUUCCGUCCAACCUUGAUCAAUUGUAAAAUUUCCUUUUUGCCUUUUCAAUACAUUAAGAAUGCGACUAAUGUUCCCUCAAGGGAAUCAAUGUAUUAGUCUGGCUCUUGAAGUGUCAGAGCACCAUGGACUGAGCAGACUUCCGUCCAACCUUGAUCAAUUGUAAAAUUUGCUUUUUGCUUUUUCAAUACAUUAAGAAUGUUACUUAUCUUUUAUUUCCAUUAGUUUUUAUCAUUGUCAUUUUGUCUUGUUCUUUUCAUUAUUUUGUUAAUCCCACUAUUGGUAUUUUAACAAAGGUUAAAAUACUGUCUUAUGUAUGAGUAUAACGUAUCAAA